This is a messenger RNA of Ictalurus furcatus (blue catfish), 1142 nucleotides long. It is a transcript of the gene sparc, whose product is annotated as secreted protein, acidic, cysteine-rich (osteonectin). Lineage: Eukaryota; Metazoa; Chordata; Actinopteri; Siluriformes; Ictaluridae. The record is from RefSeq and is a predicted model, not a curated record. Gene Ontology annotation, biological process: anatomical structure development. The transcript has 10 exons. Gene Ontology annotation, molecular function: calcium ion binding; collagen binding; protein binding. Bases 122 to 997 code for a protein of 291 amino acids.
CCUGCCCACUGCAAAUGUCUUCUGUGUCAACUUGUGUUGCUGUUAGAUAGUUCCAGACCCCUGCUCUAGCUGACUUCUCCAUUGGCUUGCCUGCUUGCUGAAGCGAAGCCUGAAUCCCAACAUGAGGGUGUGGAUCGUCUUCCUUUUGUGCCUUGCUGGAAAGGCCCUGGCUGCCCCAGCCGAAGAGGAGCCAGUCAUUGAUGAGCAGGUAGAAGUAGGAUCCAACCCAGUUCAAGUGGAGACCGGAGAGUUUGAUGAAGCCAUUGAGGUUGUGGAGGAUGUUGCUGCAGAGAACCCCUGCCUCAACUAUCACUGCAAGAAGGGCAAGGUGUGUGAGCUUGAUGACAACAACGAGCCCCUGUGUGUGUGCCAGGAUCCCCUGACGUGCCCUGCCCCAGUAGGAGAGUUUGAGCAUGUCUGUGGCACCGACAACAAGACCUAUGACUCCUCCUGCCACUUCUUUGCAACCAAAUGUGCUCUGGAGGGCACCAAGAAGGGCCACAAGCUGCACCUGGACUACAUUGGACCCUGCAAAUACAUCGCUCCAUGCCUGGAGAAUGAACUGGGUGAGUUCCCCCUGCGUAUGAGGGACUGGCUGAAGAACGUGAUGGUCACUUUGUAUGAGCGUGAUGAGGACAACAAUCUGCUGAAUGAGAAACAGAAGCUGAGGGUAAAGAAGAUCUUUGAGAACGAGAAGCGUCUGCAGGCUGGUGACCACUCUCUGGAUCUGCUGGUCCUGGACUUUGAGAAGAACUACAACAUGUAUGUCUUCCCUGUGCACUGGCAGUUCGGCCAGCUCGAUCAGCACCCCUCUGAUGGCUUUCUGUCCCACACUGAGCUGGCCCCUCUGCGUGCCCCUCUCAUUCCCAUGGAGCACUGCACCACCAGCUUCUUCGAGGCAUGUGAUGCUGAUCAGGACAAGUACAUCGCUCUAGAGGAGUGGGCCAACUGCUUCGGCAUUAAAGAGCAGGAUGUCGACAAGGACCUUAUCGUCUAAAAACUGGCCACCAUUGAUGCUUUCUAGUUAGCCUGCUAUUGGGACGAGGUGCUAACAAUUCCCAUUAAUGGUGCUAUUUGCAAUUUCCAGUAACCUAUGUAUACCACUAAGAUUAAAAAAAAAAAAAAAAAUUAAAAAGGAAAAA